This is a messenger RNA of Podospora pseudocomata, 1640 nucleotides long. RefSeq lists its product as uncharacterized. The transcript is spliced from 5 exons. NCBI's taxonomy places the organism in Eukaryota, Fungi, Ascomycota, Sordariomycetes, Sordariales, Podosporaceae. The record is from RefSeq and is a predicted model, not a curated record. The coding region runs from base 717 to 1319 and encodes 200 amino acids.
UGGUUGCUGUGCCACUUUGCUUUCUGGCAGGCAUCGUACCAUAGUUACAUCAGUGCCUGCUGUAUUAACUUGUGAAUUACUGAGAGCAAGUUGUGGGCCGGUCGGCCGAGAUAUCAAAACAGGCCAACGUCUAGACCCUCGAGGAAAGAAAGGGCACUUCGCAGUAUAACGCUAUUUUGGGAGCCCAGCGGUCAUGUAUGGGAUGACACGAGGAUCAUAUCCGCCUUUCUUCAACAUCGCGCCUUUUGCAUUUUCCAAGGGUGCAGAACGUAACGUCGAUGGCCACAACAACGGUUUCUUUCUUGACCUGUCCACAAAUAAAACUCGGCUGUCCUUCUAGUGGUAUCCGUCUUGACCGCUCCUCGUGUGGAGGAUAUAAGUACAAGUAUUGGUGUCACAGCAAACAUCUUUCAGACUUGGCAUAUCUAUCACACCGGAAAGAUGGGCGUGGUAAAUGAUGGCAGAGCAAGAUAAAAGAGCGGAUAACCCAGCUGCUCUGGGCCAUACCAUCAAAGAGAAACACCAUCUCUUAACUGUCGACUUGCCCCGGAGUAACUCUUACCACCGUACGGUUACUCAAGCACCUCACAGGCUCCAUCUGAAUAUCAACAAAGCACGUGUGUUGAGCCGUCAACUGCGUUUGAUACCCAGAGCUUCAUCGGUGACAGUUUGCCAGAGACAAACCAUUUCCAUCAGAAGAACAUUCAGAACGCACGAUGUACUUCACCAACCUUCUCCCCCUAGUGGCUCUGGCCUCAGCCGGCCCCUCAUCCAUCAACUACCUCCACCAGCUCUCCGCCGCCCUCGUCAAACCAGCCAAACUCGUCCCCACAGCCCAGUUCAACUUUGCCCCGUAUCAAGUCACCAACAUCGCCCUCGACUGCAAGCGCCCCAACAACAAGACGAACUACUCUUGUGAACUUUACUUCGCCCUCCACGACCCCAACUCGGUCCGCGAAAACAACGUCACCUCCUGCAGCUGCCACCACACCUGGUCCUGGGACGGGGUGAACGGGUCCCUCAGCACGACCGACUGGCGGACCCCGGUGGCAGGGUACCAGCUUUGCUGGCGCGACGACUGGACUUUCUUCAAGUCGUCGGUCCCGAGCUUUGAGCACCCCGGGAAUUUCAGCUUGGAGGUUGCGCAUACGUAUCAUGAUGAUGAGAACUUUACCGUGCCUUGGGACUAUCCGACUACGAUUGCGACGGGGGAGGUGAUUAUAUAUGAGUAUUAUGAGGGGGUGAAGAAGCAUGGGGAUGAGAUCUGCUUGAGGGAGAUGGGGCCGGUGAAUGCGACUGUUGUGGGGAUUUUGGACUAGAGUGAGGGAUAGGGGAGAUGUUGAGAGGGUGUUCUUGGGGGAGGGGUAAUGGAGAGGUUAUUGGUGAUGGGUAUUUGGGUGGGAGGGGUAGAUUGCCAAUGGUCUGUAUGACUUGGUGAAGGAACGGGAGUAAGAAGAGUGUCUUCAGUCCUAUCUUAUCAGUCCCCGAGAUGUGGUGAUGAUGCGGUUGUAUACUAUGAGAGUCAUGCUGAGAUUUUGAGAAAGGUUAACUGUCACAUGCCAGAGCCAGAGUGGGAUAUGUUUCCCGAGUCAGAAUUUGACGAUGAACACCACUGCCAUUCUGUUUUUAACAGGUCUGGG